Molecule: messenger RNA, 5843 nt
Organism: Dermacentor albipictus
Lineage: Eukaryota; Metazoa; Arthropoda; Arachnida; Ixodida; Ixodidae
Source: RefSeq, a predicted model, not a curated record
UGCGGCGUCGUCUGCUCGCCGAGCAGGUAGCAGCAGAUGAGAAACACGUUGGGUCGUCUGCUCCGUCGUCUGUCCGUCUGCUCCGCAUCGACGUCGUCGUUUGCUCCGAGCAGCGGCUGCGUUCCGCGCGCCGCGGUGAUCAUCAUGUGUCUACGCCGGCAGCGUGCGCCGGCUUCGGCGGUGUGACAGCAGUGAUUCUCGAGUGAUUAAUGUGGUGCGUCCCCGUGGAGCCGUGGAAUUGUACAGAACACGAGUGCCGGUGGGCGGCCACCUAGAAACGCCGGCGCUUUUUUCGCACGCUAAACCUCCGACAUGAGGUCCAAUCACAACAGGUGUCCCCGUCCGCCCGAAUUCUAUGACCGGGCUUACGUGGGCGGCCGGCCUCAGCCCAGCCGGCACCCGUCGCAGCAGCAGCACCACCACCACCACGCGCACCACCUGGUGGGCCACCCGGCCUCCGUGGCCCACUCGCACCACCACCAGCCCUCGGUGGUGCACCACCAGCAGGCCAGCUGCUCGUCGAGCGGGGGCUCCGGCUCGAGCAGCGUGCACAGCGCCGCCUACCGGCCACAGGCGCCCCUGGUCAAGGGCCCGGCUCCGGGCAGCGCGGCCAGUGCGGCGCGGGCGCGCAGGCGGAGGAUGAAGUGCCUCAUCUCGCUCGGGCUCAUCCUGCCCGCGCUCGCGGGGGUCAUCGGGGUUGUUGCGUGGGCAGUGAGCGCUGAGACAGUCAUGGCGUCCGCCAUGGAGAGGACAGAGUCUCCCAUCCGAAUUCAGGUGAGCAACGAUCGGUCUUCGUACGACGACCGCCUCGACGAGCCUCCAUCGUACGCGAAGCUCCCUCCGGCCAAGGCGAUCCCUCCGCCGUCGCCGCCCGAAGAGAGCAGCAGCGGCAGCGCCGAGACGUCGAUGGACUACGCGUCCAACUCGUUGCCCGUGCUCCCAGCACAAGCCAAGCCGGGCGCCAUCGUCGAAGCCACGACCACGGGCGCCGUCGACGGCGAGAAGCCCGUGUACGUGGUGCACUUCGUGCUGGGCGACAAGGACGCCAAGGGCCGCGACAGGGUCACCACCACGACCCACAGCUUGCCGGCCUCGAGCGCGGCCCCCAGCACCCAGAGCACGCCGCCGAGCACCACAAAGCGGCGCACCACACCGAGCACCACGACCACGACGACGACGACGACGAGCACGACGACCACGACGCGGCGACCGCGGCCGACGACGAGCCAGGCGCCGAGCGAGCCGCCUCCGGCGACGUCGACGCUGAACCCGCACUCGCCCGAAUUCGCCGACAUGCUGAACCACAUCCUGAACGCCUCGAGAAACGGUUUCGGCCGCUCUCCGCAGUUCGUCGUGUUCGCGCCCAUGCCCACGGAGCACAACAAGCAGCACCUGGAGCACUUGUCCAAGGCGACCCGCUACCACCCAGUGGGCGCACCGGUGAGCCAGGAGGUGAUUUCCGCGCCGAUGCAGCACCCGCACCAGUCGCACCUUCCUCCUCCUCCACCGGUGCCGUUGAGGGUGCCGAUCCGGCCGCGCGACGAGUACCACCCUCUGGCGUCGCACCACCACCCGCACCAGCACGAGGCGGCACUGCCACCCAGGCAGCAGUACCUGCUGCCGGCGCCGCAGGUGCUCAGCCGGAGGAACGGCAGCAACCCGAACCCGUUCCAGGCGCCGCCGCCGCCGCCUGGCUUCCAGGCGAACCCGGCUCCGCCUCCGCCCGAGCCGGAGCCCAUGGCGCCGGGUUUCCAGUCCGUGGGCGGCUACAGCGCAUCGCAGAACCACGACAUGUACGCGCCUGCGGCCCAGUCCCAGUCGCCGUACAACCCGCCGCCGCCGCCACCGCCGCCGCCACCGCCGGUGUCCCACCACCACUCGCGCUACGGCUCGCCGUCGCGCUACAACGACGCCGUCGACUCUCAGCGGGGACUGCUGCACCCUGCCUCGGAGUCGGCCUUCCCCAACAAGGACCGGAGCGGGUUCGAGAUCCACGCGGGCGACUCGUACGCCAGCCACGGCAGCAGCAGCGGCGGCCACGGAGGAGGCCACGGCAAGGGCAUCACGUUCACCAUCGGCGGCGGGGACCACCAGUCGCCGCACCACGACUACGGCGUCAGUCCGAUGGGCGUCAUCAAGAACCUGUUCCUGCCAUUCCUGCCUAAGCCAAAGGUGAACCUCAAUGGAAGGGUCGUCUUCGGCGUCGUGCUCGAGAAGGGCGUGGGCCUGGGUCACAACCAGCACGGACAGCAGCACCACCACGCAGUCGCAUACCACCACUGAGUCACCGACAAACCUGUCUGCUUCCAUGACGUCACUCACUUGCACCCACUACGUAUCGCACCACCUGGACAAGCGACUGGACACAGCACCGUCUUCCCUCGCUGGUCGUGAUGCCAGCGCGCGGUAGGGCCUCCCGAGUGAGACCACGGAGGAGGCCCUCAACGCAAGGCUGGCCAUGGACGAGGGCCGAAACUGACCGAGUUAUGCACAAAAUGAACGUCUUCCCUGGCGCCUUGCCGACAAACAAGUGCUUCGCCCAGAAGCUUUGCUGUCACAUUAUGUGGUGUUGGGCCAUUCCUUUCGGUGUCAGGCAGCGUUAUAUAAAACGUCAGGUCGACUGCUCGAGCUAAUUAAUAGCCAUUCACUAGGCACGACCCUUAAAUAACCCGUACAUAACAAUGUCUGUCGACACCGGUUGGGCAGGAACUCACUACUAUGCAAAUAUUGUAUAUAAUAGAAUAUUAAGACAAAAGCUAUCUUACUGCCAGUAUUGAUACAUUUAUUUAAAGCGGCACUUUUGGCCACGAUUCAAAGGGUUAAAUAGCAAAUGCACAUCAUCUGUCAAGGGCACAUCACAGGCUGGAAAUAACCACGCCUAAUGAAGAAAACAGCCCCACUGAACUGGAAACAAAAGCGUGGUGAAUCUUGUCUUGUAGGAAAAUGGGAAUACGUCGCGACCAGCCAAGGAUGGUUUCCGUCGAGGUGCUCGUCUGCUUAAGCUGUCUGCCGUUCGGUCUAGAGCGCACCAGCGUAAGCUCCAGUUGUGUCGCAAGUGGGUCCAGCUGAAGCAUCACGGUGAUAUCCUGCUCUUCCAAAGUGCAGGUUGAGAUGCCACAACUCUCCUCUUGAACAUAUAGCCGAGAAUUCACGUCACAAGCGAGCCGCGAUCACUCUUAACCAGGAUAUACACCGCGGCUUACGACAUCACAAGCCACACGCUAACCCGCAAGGUUUCUCUGUUCGCUAUGCUGACUCGCCAUUGUGUAUAUAUGCACAAGAAGCCGGGCGUGUACUUAACUCCUGAAAACGCGUGCUCACCCGAGUUGGGAAAGUCACUUUACUAAACAAGCACUCAUCAGUCACAUGCAUCCGUCAUCGUCGUUUCAUUGACAGGGUAUAGGAGAAGGCUGGAAGGCAAGCAGAAGGAAUUGAACCAAACACAGUAUUGCUUUGAUAUGAAUUUACCAGGCUUACCAUUAAAAUUUUAAAAAGAAUAAUCUAAGGUUACCUUUUACCAUGCAGCUUGCGCAUUUUGGUUUUCUUCAUCCUGUGUAGGACUUCUGGAGGAAGUGAGAUCGUUUUGCUGUGUGGUUAAAUUCAUAUUUUCGUCACAUUCCAUUACUUGUCUGAAGUGCUGGGCUGAAACGCGGUGAUCGCAUUGCUGUUCAGUUACCCUGUUAUGAUCCUUGUUACGCAAUGGAUGACCGCUGUCAGUCAAAUCAGUUGACGCACAAGCACACGAAGUUAAAGAACGCGCACCAAGUUAUGUGACGGCUGAGCGCAAAAAAAACUUUCACAUUAAAUGUGCAAGAUUUUUUUGUAGUUGCACUUCGGCUAGAUGGAAUUAGCUGUAGAUAGUAAUUCAGUAAUCGCAUUUUUAAUGUGUCACAACCAAGCAAUACUGCAGAAGAUAUGUCUCGUAGUCUUGCCCAUUCUUAAUCGUCUAAAGCGUUAUAUCAUCUCAUUUAACCUUUCAUUUCCUCUUUUCCACUGCAAGCAGAACAUGGUUAAUGUAAGACUGUCGUUAUGUUCAGUUUUGAAUGAGAACAACGCAACGGUAAUGCAGCAGAAAGGCGCGACUACUUAUAAGUUUCUUGUUGUUGCUUUUUUUUCUUCUUUAGCGCACAAUGUCAGGCUCAGCCUUAACGUUGUUAGCCUGUAACGUAGCAUUAGAAGUAGCAGUGUGCAGGCUGUCUAGUUAGCGAGUCUUUUUACCUUGCAAUAUUGCCUGACUCACACCAGCCGGCCCCGCUCGUUGUCAUGGUUUUCGGUGAACAAAAACAAGUUAGUACUCGUCUCUCAUCGCGCCCUCCAUUUUCAAGUUGCAUCACCGCUGCGUUGUUGGUUUUUUUUCACCGAAAACCGUGCAGAGCUUGAUGAGGCUGCUGGUGGCAGAGACGUACAUGUUGCAUGGAUAAAACAAAACAAAAAAUUUUUUUGUCGUACUUGAGAUGAGGUAACAUGAGGUGAAAUAAGGGAUCAGGUGAUGCAUUCUGAGGCGAGCUAAAAAACGUCGCUUCCGAGAACUCUCGGGGAAUUCGGCUCUAAUAAGAAAAUCACGCGUAACAAGCAUUUGGAGUGGGAGGUUGCAGUGCCAUGUUGGUCUGAGAUGCUCACUCAAGCUGUAAAUGGAAAAGAUACAGCAGCACCUGUUUAGAGGCAUUUGAUGGGCAAUCGAUCGCGGAGAUCAUACGUGGCAUAUCAAGUCUUCCUGCUUAAAGUUGGUAAACAGGCAGCCAUUCCCUUUCCACCAAAUUUCAGAGCGAGCUUCCGUUCAGCAGCCAAGUUCGGGUAUAAACGAGGCCCGUCAAUGUUCGCGUGCAAUGCGAGGCUCCGGUUUCGCGGCUGCUGUGGGACCAACGAGCGGGUUCCCGUCGAAGGCGGCCUUCAAUUCGUCGCGAUGCUCGCGUGUUCAAGGCAGCUUCGGAGUUACAUUCUGGCUGCAAGUUCACGCGCAAUUUCGUGCACAAACUCGUCCAAGCCGAAAUUCGCUUGCACGCGUUUCCGAUAUGUGGUUACGCACUUAUAUAUACGCGUUAAAAAUAUACCAAUAAAAAUUUGACCGCAGUGUUAGCGAACGUACAAUAGUCAGCUGACGAGCUUUGCGUACGCCAAGAAAAAGAUCCGUUCAUUCUGAUGUUUUUGGCAUUUGUGGGCAUGUACAUGUGUAUCAUACAAAGGCGCGGUCGCUUCCGACUGCUUCUACAUUUCCAUUUCUUCACUUUCGCUCUACAGUCGCAAGACGAUCAUAACUAUAUUAAGAAUUCUAUCUUCACUUAUUAUUUUGUUUUGCGGGCUUCUUGACAGGAUGUUAAUUGACCAAAAGAAUUGCCUUCUUACUUCGUUGUAACGUUCUUUUUUGUUCUUUUUUUGUCCUGAAAAGAUAUUUUUAAUAGAGAACCAGUAAUGCAUUGGCGAGGCAUCGUAGUGGACUUCGAUCGAAUAACACAUUUGUCCUUGUUUUUGUUCUUAUACACGUCCACACAACUUGCCCAGGCCGUGAUUAUUAGAGCUCCUUGAUAACUUUAGUGUUGUAGAAUUUAUUUCGCGUUUUUCCAACGUUUAGUGCCGUUUUAUUUUACCACUCGAAUUUACAUUUUUGUUAACGGAGGUGAACUGCAGCUGCUUCUGUACGAGACGUUUCCGGAAUAUUGUAAAGAAAGAUUUUACUUACCAUAUGAGUCGCCUGAGUGUACAGUACAGUGAUGCCCUGGUUGUUGUUUCUGUGUGAACGGUUUCCUCUUUGCAUUCCAUCUUUUUUAUUCUUUGCCUGCGUCCUAAGUGGAAGAGGCUGUUGUAUAUGUCGCACGCGCGCUCAAUAAAAGAAAAUGUACUUCCGA